This is a messenger RNA of Plodia interpunctella (Indianmeal moth), 4218 nucleotides long. RefSeq lists its product as uncharacterized. Bases 1333 to 4008 code for a protein of 891 amino acids. Lineage: Eukaryota; Metazoa; Arthropoda; Insecta; Lepidoptera; Pyralidae. The record is from RefSeq and is a predicted model, not a curated record. The transcript has 2 exons. Gene Ontology annotation, molecular function: zinc ion binding; nucleic acid binding. Gene Ontology annotation, biological process: DNA integration.
UUGUGAUGUAUGUAGGUUAGUUUAUAAUAAAUGGUGGGGGGUAGUCUAAGUAGCUUGGUUGUGAGAUGUCAUUUUAUAAACCAGUCCGGAAUAAAUGCUUGUUACGUACGCCCGUGUUUCAGUUAGCUCCGCGACACCGUUAUCCCUCAGGACUAUCGACCGCUAUAUCACAUUGGCGAACGAGGAUUAGUACCAAUAUUUACGCGUGCAGGUUAGACAUCGCAAUUAUGUCGAUUGGUAAAGUGCGGGAGUUCGACGUGAAGAACGGGGCGUGGUCGUCCUACGUGGACAGGCUCGAGAUGUACUUUACAGUGAACAGUGUGAAAAAUGAACUCAAAGUGCCUACUUUAAUUGCGGUAAUGGGUGACGAAGCUUACGAACUAUUAUCGAAUCUAGCCAGCCCUAAGAAACCAGCGGAACUAAGCUACGAGUGUGCGGUCAGAUUAUUACGUAAUCACCUCCAACCGACCCCGUCGGCACUGGCAGAGCGGUUCAGAUUUCGGCAGAGAAGGCAAGCGGCGGACGAGAAUGUGGCAAGCUACGUGGCGGAAUUAAAAAAGUUGACACGCUAUUGUAAGCUGGGGGACGGAUUAAACGAAAACCUUCGGGAUCAAUUCGUGUGCGGCUUGAGGAGUGAUCUCAUCCGGCAGAGGUUAUUUGCAGAGGAUGACACGCUCACGUUUACUAACGCGGUGAAGUUAGCCAGCUCAUUAGAAGCCGCGGAACGCGACGCAGCUGCGGUUGACGCGACAGGAGCCGCAAGCCGGGAGCUAUCGGCGGAUGUGCAUGCUCUGGCGGUCAGCAGCGGCAAGCAGCGGCGGGAGCCACGGGCGGCGGGCCGAGCCGGGCGCGGUACACAUGGAGGAGCGGGAGCGCAGCGGGCGGAGGUCGCCGGAGCGAACCUUAGCGGCAACAAGAUUGCGAGGAGUGGCAGUCGGGAUACACACAGUGGACAAUGUUAUAGCUGUGGGGGAGUGGGCCAUUAUCGGGAAGAGUGUCGAUUUAACCAAUACACCUGUAGCAAGUGCAAGCGGGUGGGGCACCUCAGGCGUGUGUGCCCGGACCAGAGGCAGGGGCGAAGAGCAGCUGUACACUAUGCCGCAGGAGAGGAGGAGCCAGAGGACGAGAAUCUGGACAGUUGCGGGGAGGAUUUUCACCACUUAUGCCUGAACGAUUAUAAGGCGAUAUAAGGAAUUAUUCAGCGGAGGUUUGGGCACAUACACGGGGGGCAAGGCGACUCUGAGGGUUCGGGAGAGCGCGGUACCGGUGUUCCACCGCGCGCGGCCGCUGCCGUACGCGCUGCGCGACCGCGUCGACGCGCAGCUCGAUCAGAUGCUGCGCGACGGCGUCAUCGAGCCCGUCGACUGCUCCGAGUGGGCCUCACCUCUCGUACCGGUAAGCAAGGCUGAUGGUUCCUUGAGAAUUUGUGCUGACUACAAAGCUACAGUCAACCCGGCGCUUGUGGUAGACCGCUAUCCGUUGCCAAAAGUAGACGAUUUGCUGGUAAGGUUAAGUGGGUCACAGUUUUUCUCAAAAAUUGAUUUAUCUCAGGCCUAUAAUCAGGUUUUGUUAGACGAAACGAAAAAUCUCACCGUUGUGAAUACCCAUAGAGGUCUGUAUAGGUAUAAUAGGCUGGUGUAUGGCUUAGCAUCCAGCGCCGGGAUUUUUCAACGAAUAAUGUGUAAUUUAUUAAAUAAUAUCCCUAACGUCGAAGUAUUUUUAGAUGACGUCAUAAUAGGGGGCCAAACUAAAAGGGAUCACUUGCAAGCUGUUGAAGCUGUAUUUAGUAGGUUGCAUAAAUAUGGACUAAAGUUAAAAAGUAAUAAAUGCGUAUUUUUAGUUAACGAAGUACGUUAUUUAGGUUAUAUUUUAAAUAGGGAUGGUAUAAGAACGGAUCCAGAAAAAAUUCAAGCCAUUACCAAAAUACCUCGACCAAGCUGUGUAACAGAGCUGCGUUCGUUUUUAGGUUUAGUAAAUUUUUACGCAAAGUUCGUUAAGAACAUGAGCACAAAGUUAGUUCCCUUAUACGAAUUACUUAAAAAAGGUUGUACAUGGAAUUGGUCACAGCAGUGUGAACAAGCGUUCACAGAGGUUAAACGACUUUUGGUUAGCGCGGAAGUUUUGAUGCACUAUGAUCCUAGUCUGCCGCUCAUAGUGACCUGCGACGCGAGCGCGCGGGGCGUGGGGGGCGUGCUCUCGCAGCCGAGUAGGUGCGGCGGCCGCGAGCGCCCGGUUGCCUAUGUAUCGCGCACGCUCAACGAUGCCGAGAGAAAUUAUUCUCAGAUACAUAGGGAAGCACUUGCUAUUAUAUUUUCUGUUAAUAAAUUCCACCAAUAUUUGUACGGUCGUCGUUUUACCCUACGCACCGACCAUAAGCCUUUGGUAUCGAUACUCGGACCACAUACAGGGAUACCUACCAUGGUAGCUAGUCGGAUGCAACGCUGGGCAAUAAUAUUAUCGGCUUAUUCGUACGAUAUCGAGUACGUGCGCACCGACGAGAACGGAGCGGACGGGCUGUCGCGGCUACCUGUGGCCGCCGGCGGUAAACAGAUGAGUCAUGCGUCUAGUAAUGCACCGGCGCCCGAGCAAACGUAUUUACAUUUUAUUCAACAGGAACUAUUGUUAGACUAUAAUGUUAUUAAAAGUAAAACGUCGCGUAAUCCGCUUCUCGCUAAAGUUUUGAGUUAUUUACGAGACGGAUGGCCGUCGGAUUGUGAGAUUAUGAGUAUGAAGCCGUAUUUUAAUCGUAAAGACGGGUUAUACGAAGAGUUAGGGUGCGUUAUGUGGGGUCAUAGGCUGGUAGUACCGGACGAGUGUAGGGAGAGGGUACUACGCAUGAUUCACGAACCCCAUAUGGGAAUAGUAAAAUCGAAAGCUUUAGCUCGCAGUUAUGUGUGGUGGCCGGGGGUGGACGAGGACGUGGAGCGGUUGUGUCGGGAGUGCGCGGUGUGUGCCUCGCAGGCGGACGCGCCGCCGCGCCAGACCCCGCGAAUGUGGCCCUGGCCAAACCGGCCCUGGUCUAGAGUUCACUUAGAUUUCCUAGGACCAAUUUUUGGCAAAACUUACCUGGUUUUAGUCGACGCCAUGUCUAAAUGGAUAGAAGUUUGUCAGGUUUCUAGCACAGCGGCAACUGGGACUAUAGGAAAGAUUAGCGAAUUAUUCAGUAGAUGGGGUUUACCUAAACAGAUAGUUACAGACAACGGACCGCCGUUUUUUAGCGCGGAAUUCGCUAAUUUUGUGAGUAGCCAGGGUAUUGAGCACAUAUUUUCGCCACCGUACCAUCCGGCUUCAAACGGUUUAGCGGAAAAUGCUGUAAAAUCGUUAAAAAGAGUUAUUAAAAAAGCUAGUGCGGAGAAACAAGACAUAGAUAAAGCCUUGUGUACGUUUUUGUUGCAUUAUAGGAAUACUGAGCACUCGACAACUGGGGAAAGCCCGGCUAUGUUGUUACUAGGCAGACGGUUACGUACAAAAUUAGAUGCACUGAAACCGAAUAGGGAGGGUAAAGUCAGGGAAGCGCAGCAACGUCAAAAGGUAGCGGCAAAAGGAAGUAAUAGGGAGCUUAGGCCAAAUGAAACCGUAUGGUAUAGGCAGUACUUAAAGUCACAGAAGUGGGCAUCGGGCCAGGUGGCCGAGUGCGUCGGGCCUAGUAACUAUAAGAUCAGGGAUAAGCAUGGGGAGGUCUUACAUAGGCAUAUCGAUCAACUGAGACGGAGGACGGGUGGACGUUCAUCGCUCGCUUGCCCUGAUACAGAAUUUAAUACCAGCCAAAACGAGUCUAGCACAAAUUCUGAACCACAGAUAGCCUUGCCGGAUGCGGGGGAUGCGGCCCAAUCGGAGGAGAUAAACGACGAAGCCGGGAAGGCUGAGACGCCCCUUAAAGGGUCGGUAGUCAGUGGGUUGAACAGGAGGGAUGCUCCUGCGUCUCCCGAGUUCCAGGACGCCUUGCCAACUGUGACUACACCACCUCCUAGUCGUCCUGUACGACAGUGUAGGUUAAGGAAAAUGUAAUUAAGUUUAAGGGAAAUUUUAUGUUACUUUUAUAUUUUAGAUUUAAGUUAGUUUAAAUGUAGCAAAGGGGUUUUGUACGUAAGGGUUGAUUGAUGUGGGGGAAUGUGAUGUAUGUAGGUUAGUUUAUAAUAAAUGGUGGGGGGUAGUCUAAGUAGCUUGGUUGUGAGAUGUCAUUUUAUAAACCAGUCCGGAAUAAAUGCUUGUUACGUA